This is a messenger RNA of Metopolophium dirhodum (rose-grain aphid), 462 nucleotides long. RefSeq lists its product as uncharacterized. The transcript has 2 exons. NCBI's taxonomy places the organism in Eukaryota, Metazoa, Arthropoda, Insecta, Hemiptera, Aphididae. The record is from RefSeq and is a predicted model, not a curated record. The coding region runs from base 1 to 462 and encodes 153 amino acids.
AUGUUUUCUAAUUUUAAGAAAAAUAGACUAAAGCCAGAAGCUUUACCUACAUGGUUGAUGCCAUGGGAGUUGAUCGUGUGGAUUGAACCAAAGAAUAAUUAUGACCCUGAAUGUAGUACUUCAGAUUUUGUGCCAUUAUCAUGUUCAACACCUGGUUUCUCUUCUCGUUUAUCGAUAAACUUACAAAGUUUUUCUGAUGCAUCAACAUCAAUGGAUAUUGAAACAAGUGUUAUUGGUAUACAUACACCGAGUUAUUUAUCAUCCAAAACUCCUCGAAAAGUUGCUCUUCAGGAAAUAUUAAAGGAAAGUGAACGGGUUCAGGCCGAGUUGAAACAAAUUAUUAUAAAUUUGAAUCGGCAAAUAGCAAAUGAACCUAACAAUAAAUUGGAUUAUUGCUUGGAAACAUGUAAAGAAUACUUGUCACCUACCCUCUUUGAUUGUCAAAUCGCAAAUCAAGAAUAA